AGUGUAUGUGGAAGUAUGUGAAUGAUAGAAGGACAAACAAGCUAGCUAACCCACCUUGUUUCAUAAAUGCUUAACUUUAUCCCAAUUCAAGCCUAUUUCCCACUCACAACCUGAAAGGUGCCAAAAUUGAUGCACCAACCACAUUUCUAAACAUUACCAGAGCAUUGUUCUCUCAUCAUUGCUAUUAAUUCUUGGUUCCAAGGACCCAAAAUUUCAUUUCUAUGCUUUGUGGUUUAAUUUCUUGCUCUGUCAUAAAAAAUGAGUGCUGAGAAGGAAAAACUUGAUGCAGCUUCAUCCAUUCAUAAGGAUGUUGAUGAUGAUCCAAUGGGGGUUACUGAUGAAUCUUCAGAUGUUCAUCACCUGAAGAACCAUAAUCUUCUCCUGGAAAUGCCCUCCAGAAUUUCAGAAGACUCUUCUUCUUCUGAUUUUGUUGCAAUAAGGAUGCCAUUGACGCCGAGUCCAACCCCUACUCAUAAGAGAGUGAAUUUUCUUGUGACUUCUCGCUCGGUUGAUGCUCCAAUGAGUAAUAAUAAUAAUAGUAUUAAUCCUGGGAAUUCAGCAUCAAGAGGCAAAUCAUCCAUAAGAAGCAUGUUGCCAAAAUUGAACUUCAAGCACCGGAGAUCAUCAUCAGAUAUUGAAAAGGCUGUUUUAACUGCUGCAGCCCCAGAAGAAAGUUCCUCCUCUGGCCCUGAAGAGAAGUCUUCAAUCUCAAGAACAGUGUCCCUGACUAAGAUUUUUACUCCUAAGAUUAAUAGAACCUCAUCAUUACCGGUGGAAGAAAUUGGCCGCGCAAACACAGAAUCUGCUCUGGGUGGAUGUCUUGGUGGUUCUCCAUAUAGAAAAGAGGGGACUAUAGCUCGCACGCGUUCAGAGCCUGUGGAUAACCAAGAAAAAAGCUUAAAGAAAAUGGACAAGUAUUACCGAAUUAUUCAUUCCAGCCCUCGAGUUAAGGAGUGGAAUGAUUGGUUGACCAUGUCCAAGGCAAAGGAUACUGAAAAUGAAGAUGAUGGUGAAGAUAUAGCUGAAGAGGAAGCUGUGUGUAGGAUAUGUAUGGUUGAUCUAUGUGAAGGAGGGGAGACGUUCAAGAUGGAAUGCAGCUGCAAAGGUGAACUUGCUCUGGCUCACCAAGAAUGUGCUAUUAAAUGGUUCAGCAUCAAAGGUAACAAGACUUGUGAUGUAUGCAAGGAGGAGGUUCGUAACCUCCCCGUCACUCUUUUGAGGAUCCAAAAUGUUCAAACUCAGAAUACUGGAGCAAGGUCUCAGCAGGAAGAUGACUUCAGGGUUUGGCAGGAACUGCCAGUGCUUGUCAUUGUCAGCAUGAUUGCUUAUUUCUGUUUCCUUGAGCAGCUAUUGGUUAGAAAAAUGGGAACCAGAGCAAUUUUCAUAUCUCUCCCGUUUUCCUGUGUACUAGGUCUACUCUCCUCCAUGACAUCAUCAACCAUGGUGAAGAGCAGCAAUUUCAUUUGGAUUUAUGCAGCUGUCCAAUUUGCUUUGGUGGUUAUCUUUGCACACAUAUUUUACUCCUUGGUUAGUAAGCAAGCAGUUCUAACAAUUCUUCUAGCAUCAUUUGCUGGGUUUGGCGUGGUGAUGAGUGGAAGUUCAAUUCUCGCGGAGUUUGGCAGAUGGAGAAGAAGAUGGCGCACUUUAUCAGAGCAGCAGCAUCGUUCUCAAGCGACACAAGGACAACACUCUCAAACUAUAAAUACCUCGCGUUCAGGCCUUCCCAACCACAGUGGAACUGUGGUAUAAAAUCAACAAAACUCAAAUCAGAGCUGAAUUGAAGUCAGUAUUGCUUCUUUCAUAUUGUUACCAAAAGCUAAGGGAUGGAACAAAACUGGUUGUCAAUUUCUGUUGUGUAGAGGAUGAAACUGUAGCAGAAUUUUACUAGUAUGCAUGUACAUGAGACUACAUUGUACAACUACACUGUAACAGCAGAGAAUAACUUUGUACUAAGCAUAAAACACAUCCAGGGUUUGAUAGUAUAGGAAUUAGAGUGUCUCAUUGCAAUUUCACCAUGCUUCCUUGCUUGCGAUUCAGAAACGGCCGCAUAGCUCUCACCAGAGCAAACCUAAUGACAAGUUUGAUUCUACGGUUAAGAGCCUCAUGAUCACUUCUGAGAAUAAGCUACAAUGUGUAGCUUCUGGAGUUACUGUGUUUUGAAUUAUGUACCUAUCGUCAAUCCAAACAUGCUAUAAAUGGAGGGUAAAGGUGUGUUUGCAUCAAAGGUUUUGAGAACAUUGUGCUUUUGUUUAUGAUGGUUGUUUGCUUCCGUCAGAUCGUGCAGGUUCAACAGUUGUAGACCUAGCCUAGUGGCAUUAAAUAUGAUGGUUAUUAUUUCUCUACGUUGUGGAUUAUGAAUUGAAGGAACACUUCUGUACUUGUACUUCAACACUAAGACAAGCAUUUAGAAUUAGAAUUUA
Molecule: messenger RNA, 2420 nt
Organism: Lotus japonicus
Lineage: Eukaryota; Viridiplantae; Streptophyta; Magnoliopsida; Fabales; Fabaceae
Exons: 8
Coding region: 259-1749 (496 amino acids)
Molecular function (GO): zinc ion binding
Source: RefSeq, a predicted model, not a curated record